This is a messenger RNA of Sphaeroforma arctica JP610, 273 nucleotides long. RefSeq lists its product as hypothetical. The transcript has a single exon. The record is from RefSeq and is a predicted model, not a curated record. Lineage: Eukaryota; Ichthyosporea; Ichthyophonida. The coding region runs from base 1 to 273 and encodes 90 amino acids.
AUGUCGUCAAAUAGCCCAACCACAAGACUCGGAACCGAAGGUUCCAAAAACAACCCCCAUUUUGGUUCUCGUCUAUCACCUAAUCCAUCACCCGACUUAUCACAGCCUAAUCGCAGCAUGUCACUCACCACAGCCAAGCGCAAGUACACCAUUCCAUCGCUUGAAGACCAUAAUAUGACAGCCGCGUUGCAUGAGAUCGACUCACUGUCGUCUUUCGUGCCCGCUGGGAAAAAGCCUGUGCUGGCCAGGGUGGUUUUGACAGGAGGUAUGUAA